AGUUGAAAAACAUUGAAAUUGAAUAAAAAAUCGAGUCAAAUUUAAUUUGUUUAACAAAAAAAAACCUGUCGAAAUGAGGAGAGGAAUAGGCGUCGGUGCCAUAAGGAAGGAACGACUGACACAGGAAAGGUACAGAGGCAAAGGCAACGAAAUACAAGAAAACCAAUUCGAGCAAAUGACCAAGCAAAUGGAAGUAUUCAAAACGAACCUAGAAGAGUUCGCUACGAAAUACAAAAACGAAAUUAGAAAGAAUCCGGAAUUUAGGAAACAGUUUCAAGAAAUGUGCUCCAGUAUAGGCGUCGAUCCUCUGUCGUCGGGUAAAGGAUUUUGGUCGGUGUUGGGCAUAGGCGAUUUUUACUACGAACUAGCCGUACAAAUCGUGGAAGUGUGCUUAGCGACAACUGCCAAAAACGGGGGGCUAAUCAGCUUGGACGAGUUACGAACGAAGCUCAUAAAAGCCAGAGGGCAAAGCAAAACCCAUCAAGAUAUCAGCAAAGACGAUUUAAUCAGGGCAGCGAAAAAACUGAGGAUUUUCGGAAGCGGUUUCAACGUGAUCCCGAUGGGUAGAGACAGGUACAUGGUGCAAUCGGUACCCGGCGAAUUGAGCAUGGAUCACUCGACGAUUUUACAACUAGCCGAAAAAAAUUCUGCACACGUAUCGAAUUCACAGGCAUGCAAGGAACUCAAUUGGGAGGAAGAAAGAGGCAAAAAAGCUUUGGAGCACAUGGUAAAUCAAGGAUUGGCUUGGAUCGAUUCUCAGCAUCCACAGGAGAUCCAGUAUUACUUUCCUAGUCUUUACACUGCUUGUAUUAACUCAAAUGCGUAGUCAUAUUACUACCUGCCUACUUAAUGCAAAUUUCUUCAAUUACUCAACGAAAUUGAAAUAUAUUUUUAUGUUUACAAUGUAAUAUAAAU
Molecule: messenger RNA, 915 nt
Organism: Phyllotreta striolata
Lineage: Eukaryota; Metazoa; Arthropoda; Insecta; Coleoptera; Chrysomelidae
Source: the annotation of a GenBank genome assembly